Molecule: messenger RNA, 1611 nt
Organism: Penicillium vulpinum
Lineage: Eukaryota; Fungi; Ascomycota; Eurotiomycetes; Eurotiales; Aspergillaceae
Product: Major facilitator superfamily domain general substrate transporter
Exons: 3
Biological process (GO): transmembrane transport; carbohydrate transport
Cellular component (GO): membrane
Molecular function (GO): carbohydrate:proton symporter activity
Source: RefSeq, a predicted model, not a curated record
AUGGAAGAACAGAAAUCUACCACCGAACACGACGAUCUGCCCGCAUUGUCAACCUCCCACGAUGCUGUGAAAGAAUCCGAUCACUUCAUCGGCUGUCGAGGCUAUUGGGAAGCCACACUAGAAGAUGCCCAGGCUGGCAAUGCUCAUGAACAUUCUCUCCGUAUUGUUACUGCCCUAAAAGCAUACCCGAUGGCGGUGGUCUGGUCGCUGGUGGUCUCCAUGUCUAUCAUCAUGGAGGGUUGCGACACAGCGUUGAUUGGCUCGCUCUAUGCCUAUCCGAGGUACGCUCAGCGCUUUGGCGCGCUAGACCCUUCGACAAAUACGUACCAGAUUCAGGCGAAGUGGCAGAGCGCCAUGGGUAGUGGGCCUCAGGCUGGUGCUGUUGUUGGUGCCCUUCUGAAUGGCUACCUUAUUCAGCGCUUUGGCUAUCGGCCGGCCUUCACUUUGGGUGUUGUAUUGAUGGCGGCAUUUGCGUUUGUGUCCUUCUUCGGUAUGUCCAUCGAGCUGCAGGCAGUUGGGCAGAUCCUUUGCGGUGUUCCCUGGGGUAUAUUCGCUACUAUUGGCCCUGCAUACGCCUCGGAGGUUUGCCCUCUGCCUUUGCGGGUAUAUCUCACGGCAUAUACCAAUAUGUGUUUUGCAACCGGCCAACUCGUUGGUGCGGGUGUUUUGCAGAGUUUUAUUAAUCGCACUGAUCAGUGGUCGUGGCGCAUUCCGUUUGCCAUUCAAUGGAUAUGGAUUCCUUUUCUCCUUGUCGGAUGCAUCUUCAUGCCCGAAUCCCCUUGGUACCUAGUCCGCCGGGGAAAGUAUGUGGAGGCAGAAAAGACCGUCAAGUCUCUCAUGUCAGAAAGUGAGAAGCCGCAAGCACGACCACUCGUGGCUCUGAUGAUUCAUACAAACGACCUUGAGCGUGACGUAACCGAAGGCACGUCCUAUUGGGACUGUUACAAGGGCACUGACCUCCGACGGACUGAGAUUGCAUGUGUUUCCUUCGUCGGCCAAAUUACUUCUGGUGCCCAAUUUGCGUACUCCGCCACCUAUUUCUUCCAGCAAGCCGGUCUCAGUCCCGAUGACUCGUACAAACUCAACCUAGGUGGUACCGGUAUUGCCUUUUGCGGUACUAUUGUCUCUUGGUUCUUGAUGAAGCAAUUCCAUCGGCGGAGUCUUUACCUCACCGGAAUGAGUCUUCUGAGUAUGUGGCUUUUGAUCAUUGGCUGUCUCGCCACCGACAGCAAAAAUCCAACCAUUAAAUGGGUUCAGUCAGUUCUUUGUAUCGUCUGGUUGCUUACAUACUCUCUUACGAUUGGGCCCGUCGGCUGGACUAUCCCAGCAGAAGUUUCAUCUACUCGAUUGAGGUCUAAGACCGUUGUGUUGGCCCGAUCCUCAUACUACCUGGCACAAAUCAUGGCGAACGUCAUGCAACCUUACAUGAUGAAUCCUCUUGCAUGGAACUGGAAAGGUAAGACAGGAUUCUUUUGGUUUGCCUUCGCCGCUCUAACCGCAGUUUGGGCGUUCUUCCGUCUUCCUGAGACCAAAAGACGAAGUUAUGAAGAGCUUGACGUGAUGUUUCAUGCGAAGCUCAAAACCAGAAAGUUCAAAAAAUAUCAUGUCAAC